CGAACCCCGCCUGCCCGACGGGGCGGCUCCGUGUGCUGAGCGUCCCGGCCGCAGCAGCAGCAGCAGCAGCAGCAGCAUGGGGCUGGAGCUGUACCUGGACCUGCUGUCGCAGCCCUGCCGCUCCAUCUACAUCUUCGCCCGGACCAACAACAUCCCGUUCGAGUUCAAGCACGUGGAGCUGUUUAAAGACUCGGUGCUGGGAAAGAAGCCGGCGGCGGCGAGCGGCGCGGAGCGACCCCGUACAGGGCCAUCAAAUAAUGAAGAGGCUGGCAAAAUCAGCCUCUUGAAGAAGGUACCAGCACUGAAGGAUGGAGACUUCACCCUAGCAGAAUGCACUGCCAUUCUGCUGUAUCUGAGUCGAAAGUACAACACUCCUGACCACUGGUACCCAUCAGACAUCAAAAAACGGGCCCAGGUAGAUGAAUACCUCUCAUGGCAUCACACUAAUAUCCGGGCUAAUGCUCCUAAGACCAUGUGGAUCAAGGUGCUGAUUCCCCUCUUCACAGGGCAGCCACUGCCAUCAGAGAAGCUGCAGGAGGUUAUGGAGGGGCUGUCCACUUCCCUGAAGCAAUUUGAGGAGAGGUUUCUGCAGGACAAGGCUUUUAUCAUCGGGAGCGAGAUUUCCUUGGCAGAUCUCGUGGCCAUUGUGGAGCUGAUGCAACCUGUUGGAGUCGGUUGUGACAUCUUUGAGGACAGGCCCAGGCUGAUGGAGUGGCGCAGGCGGGUGGAGGAAGCUGUGGGGAAGGAGCUUUUCUUCCAAGCCCAUGAGAUGAUCCUGAAUAUCAAAGAACUGAGCAACAUUCAGAUCGAUCCUCAGCUGAAAGAGCACCUGACACCUGUGUUGAUGAAGAUGUUGAAAUGAAUUAACUUAUGUUACUACUUUUCCUGCUUUUUCUUUUCUUUUUUUUUUUUACUUCUAUGAUCUCCAUCUCUACACCUAACUGGAAAAAACAAAACAAAACACUGUAUUUCUUACAUAGUCUUGCAAGGCGUCCUCCCCAACUUCACUAAGUCUUCCCUUCAUCUUUGGGGAUGGGAGCUGGGGAAGUUUCAAGACCUGCAACGUUCGAUUUGUAUGAAAGGGAGAGGCCCUAUGGGUCACUUAACGCAUGCAUCUGGGUUGUAUUUUAGUGUCGCUCUGAAAUGUUGGAAACAUCAGUAGCGUUUCCUGAAUAAUUGGAGCCAGCCUGCAAACUGGAACAUCAGAGACCUGUCUGGGAUGAGGAUUGUUGUUUUCAUGUUUGUAACAUUCGUAGCUCCUUCCUAAGUGACAAGCACUGCAAAGCGUACCUGAUCCUCACCUUCCCAGCAUGCAGCUUUGUGUGAGUAUGGAACAAAGCUACAGGUCGUCACUAAAGUAAAAAGAAGACUUUUUACUUUAUUUUUUUAAAUUCAGUUUUCUCAUUGCUGGAGCAUAUUGCUUGGCCACCAUCUACAUUCCAUAGUUCUGUUUGCCUUUAAGAUCCUGUUAGAAGUUUCUUCACAUUCAUCUACGACUGUAAAACAUUGUAAUUCUUGAACCACUGCUUUCCAUUAUUCAAAGUUGGGUUUCUUAGGCACGUGGUCUGUCAGUACGUGUAUGUUGGGGCAGUUCUGUGUAGUAAAGACUGAGCAACUUCAAACAGCUGAGGGUGGCCACAGCCUACAAGUAAUUGCCUACUCAAAUCCUCUGUUGGUAUCAUAUAUGGAAUACACUGAACAUAUGCAUUCACAGUGACUUCUUUGAAGAGAAUAUGACUGCAAUCCAGUUGUGUUUUUUUCCUGUGGUAAUAGUGCAAUAGCAACCCACAUUCCUCCUAGAAAAUGGAGAGGAGGAAUAAAUCUAGACACGCUCUUCAGAGAUUGUUUUGGAUGGAAGUUCACCAAGUCACCCUGUGCAAGCUGAAGUAAUAAGGGAGAUUUUGUGACAUUGAGCAACAUACGCAUCACAAUAAAAGGACAGAGAGUUGUUUUGGAGCUACAAGGCUCUCUUUCUUGGUUGUGUUGUUUCUGAUUAGUUGUAGCUCAAGUGGGAAAUCGUUUUGUACUGCAGCUCAGAAUAAUAAUAACGAAGCAAAAAAAGCA
Coturnix japonica (Japanese quail) is the source of this 2064-nucleotide messenger RNA. RefSeq names its product glutathione S-transferase theta-1. Lineage: Eukaryota; Metazoa; Chordata; Aves; Galliformes; Phasianidae. Gene Ontology annotation, cellular component: cytoplasm. Gene Ontology annotation, molecular function: glutathione transferase activity. Gene Ontology annotation, biological process: glutathione metabolic process. The record is from RefSeq and is a predicted model, not a curated record.